UACUGUCACAGUUACCGGUUAGGUUAGGUUUUUAUCUUGUAUAUCGGGAAAAAUUUGUUUCUUGUUUGUAUAGAAAAUACAUGGAAUACAUGCUCUCAUUGGAAAUUAAUUAGCACAGGAUGUUCUCGAACGCGCGUUUCCUCGCUGGAGUGUUGCGGAGUCGCAGCCAUCCAGCCAACAAGAGUCUUCAAAUGUUGGCUCUCCGACACAGAUCUUCCACUCCAAUAAACACAGUAGUGAUGUUCGUGCCACAGCAAGAGGCAUGGAUUGUGGAGAGGAUGGGCAAGUUUCAUAGGAUCCUGGAGCCUGGUCUGAACAUCCUGAUCCCUGUUAUCGAUAGGGUCAAGUAUGUGCAGAGCCUGAAGGAAAUUGCAAUCGAUGUGCCGAAGCAGAGCGCCAUCACCUCCGACAACGUGACGCUGAAUAUCGACGGUGUACUUUAUCUGAGAAUCGUGGAUGCGUACUUGGCCAGUUACGGCGUCGAAGACCCGGAGUUCGCUAUAACACAGUUGGCUCAGACGACGAUGAGAUCGGAGCUGGGAAAGAUAUCGCUGGACAAGGUGUUCAGGGAGAGGGAGAAUCUGAACGUUUCCAUCGUCGAUUCCAUAAACAAGGCGAGCGAGGCCUGGGGCAUAACGUGCCUUCGUUACGAGAUACGUGAUAUAAAGCUGCCGUCGAGGGUGCAGGAGGCAAUGCAAAUGCAGGUUGAGGCGGAGCGAAAGAAGAGGGCGGCCAUCCUGGAGUCGGAGGGUGUCAGGGAGGCGGAUAUCAANNNGGCGGCCGGUGAGGCGACGGCGAUGCUGGCGAUCGCUGAGGCGCGCUCCGGCGGUCUGAGAUUGGUGGCGGGUGCGCUGGGAGAGAGGCUAGGACCGAACGCAGCCUCUUUGAGCAUCGCCGAGCAGUACGUGAACGCCUUCAACAAGUUGGCUCGCACAAACAACACCCUCAUACUUCCAUCAAACGCUGGCGACAUUUCAAGUCUGGUCGCACAGGCGAUGACCAUCUACUCAAAGGUGCAAGGUAACGCCGCAGCGAACGCCUCCAUCGCAGAGCCGUGUAGCAUGCCCGACAUGUCCGAGCUGAAGAUCAAGAACGAGAAGCUGGGCCAGAAGAAGCCCUCGGUGAACCCUCUGCUCUCCGACGAUUUGGACGAGUUCUUCAGCGACGACGACGAUAAGAAGAAACACCUGAGCAGCGGUUUGCGAACUCUCAAAGACAAAUAGAGACUUUGCAUAUAUCAGCUUCCCCCUGUACUUUACGCUAUUAUACUAUUAUAUUAUUUUCAGACUGAA
Nicrophorus vespilloides is the source of this 1292-nucleotide messenger RNA. RefSeq names its product stomatin-like protein 2, mitochondrial (gene Stoml2). The record is from RefSeq and is a predicted model, not a curated record. NCBI's taxonomy places the organism in Eukaryota, Metazoa, Arthropoda, Insecta, Coleoptera, Silphidae. Gene Ontology annotation, cellular component: membrane.